This is a messenger RNA of Rhopalosiphum padi (bird cherry-oat aphid), 882 nucleotides long. RefSeq lists its product as uncharacterized. The transcript has 4 exons. The coding region runs from base 1 to 882 and encodes 293 amino acids. Lineage: Eukaryota; Metazoa; Arthropoda; Insecta; Hemiptera; Aphididae. The record is from RefSeq and is a predicted model, not a curated record.
AUGGCCAAAAAAAGGAACACAUUUUCCUAUCAUAAUCUUCUAGACGAACUUCGACUAUCUUCUCCAUCUGACUAUAGAAAUUAUCUUCGCAUGGACAACACGACAUUUUCGGAGUUAUUAAAUAUGAUUACACCAAUGAUAGAAAAACAGUAUACUUGUAUGAGAGAACCAAUUUCUCCGGCCCAGCGUUUAUCAUGUACGCUACGAUACCUGGCUACCGGCGUUAAUUUUGAAGAACUUAAGUUCAUUACCGCAAUCGCUCCCCAAACAAUUGGAAAAAUUAUCAUAGAAACAUGUGAGGCUAUAAUAACUGUACUAAAAAAUAAUAUAAAGAUACCUGCAUCAGAAGAAGAAUGGAAAAUUAUUUCUAAUAACUUUGAAUCAAAAUGGAAUUUUAAUCAUUGUUUGGGGGCGAUCGAUGGCAAACACAUAGAGAUAAUAAGACCUCAAGAAUCUGGUUCGUAUUAUUUCAAUUACAAAAAAACGUUCAGUAUUGUUUUAAUGGCAAUUGCAAAUGCCAACUAUGAAUUCAUUAUGGUGGAUAUUGGUUCCAAUGGACGAGUUUCAGACGCAGGUAUUCCGGAACCAGAUUACCUACCAGGAAUAAGUGACAAAUUUCCAUAUGUUUUUGUAGCGGAUGAUGCAUUUCCGCUUUCAAAUAAUCUGAUGAAUCCCUAUCCACAUAGAAAUUUAAGCAAAGAAAAACGAUACGUGGAACCAGGAAGUUGGAGAAAUCAAGAUGAGCAAUUAGGUCAGCUACAGCCUUAUCAAGGUAGAAAUUCAUCAGUAACAGCCAAAAAAAUACGAGAUAAAUUUUGUGAUUAUUUCAACAACGCCGGGGCAGUCCAUUGGCAAGACAAUUUAAUAGAUAUUAAUAUUUAA